This is a messenger RNA of Saimiri boliviensis boliviensis (Bolivian squirrel monkey), 2113 nucleotides long. It is a transcript of the gene IRF1, whose product is annotated as interferon regulatory factor 1. Gene Ontology annotation, cellular component: nucleus. NCBI's taxonomy places the organism in Eukaryota, Metazoa, Chordata, Mammalia, Primates, Cebidae. The record is from RefSeq and is a predicted model, not a curated record. Gene Ontology annotation, biological process: regulation of transcription by RNA polymerase II; immune system process. Gene Ontology annotation, molecular function: DNA-binding transcription factor activity, RNA polymerase II-specific; RNA polymerase II cis-regulatory region sequence-specific DNA binding.
AGUGUUUAGACUGUUCCGCGGCGCCGCUGCCCUGGCAGAGCGCGCCACUCCUUCCUCUAGGCAGGACGUGCACUCGAUCACCACCUACCCGAGGCCACCCGGAGCCGUGCCCAGUCCACGCCGGCCGUGCCCGAGGGCCUCGAGACCCCAGCAGCCUCUGCCUUCUUCCCUCUUCCACCCGGAGUCGCGCGGCACGGCAGCCCCCGCGUCGCCGGGACCCUCGAGCGCCGCCGCGGGAUCGCUCCUGCAGCAGAGCCAACAUGCCCAUCACUCGGAUGCGCAUGAGACCCUGGCUAGAGAUGCAGAUUAAUUCCAACCAAAUCCCGGGGCUCAUCUGGAUUAAUAAAGAGGAGAUGAUCUUCCAGAUCCCAUGGAAGCAUGCCGCCAAGCAUGGCUGGGACAUCAACAAGGAUGCCUGUUUGUUCCGGAGCUGGGCCAUUCACACAGGCCGAUACAAAGCAGGGGAAAAGGAGCCAGACCCCAAGACAUGGAAGGCCAACUUUCGCUGUGCCAUGAACUCCCUGCCAGAUAUUGAGGAGGUGAAGGACCAGAGCAGGAACAAGGGCAGCUCAGCUGUGCGGGUGUACCGGAUGCUUCCACCUCUCAAUAAGAACCAGAGAAAAGAAAGAAAGUCGAAGUCCAGCCGAGAUGCUAAGAGCAAGGCCAAGAGGAAGUUAUGUGGGGAUUCCAGCCCUGAUACCUUCUCUGAUGGACUCAGCAGCUCCACUCUGCCUGAUGACCACAGCAGCUAUACAACUCCGGGCUACAUGCAGGACUUGGAGGUGGAGCGGGCCCUGACUCCAGCACUGUCGUCCUGUGGUGUCAGCAGCACUCUCCCCGACUGGCACAUCCCAGUGGAAGUUGUGCCGGACAGCACCAGUGAUCUGUACAACUUCCAGGUGUCACCUAUGCCCUCCACCUCUGAAGCUGCAACAGAUGAGGAUGAGGAAGGGAAAUUACCUGAGGACAUCAUGAAGCUCUUGGAGCAGUCGGAGUGGCAGCCGACAAACGUGGAUGGGAAGGGGUACCUACUCAAUGAACCUGGAGUCCAGCCCACCUCUGUCUAUGGAGACUUUAGUUGCAAGGAGGAGCCAGAAGUUGACAGCCCAGGGGGUGAUAUUGGGCUGAGUCUACAGCGUGUCUUCACAGAUCUGAAGAACAUGGAUACCACCUGGCUGGACAGCCUGUUUACUCCAGUCCGGUUGCCCUCCAUCCAGGCUAUCCCCUGUGCACCGUAGCGGGGCUCCUGGACCUCUCUUACUCCCCUAGGCAAGCAGGUCCUGGCACCAUGGUGGAUAUGGUGCAGAGAAGCUGGACUUCUGUGGGCCCCUCAACAACCAAGUGUGACCCCACUGCCAAGUGGGGAUGUGGCCUCCCUCCUUGGGUCAGUGGCCUCUCAGGACCUGGCUGGCCAGCGUCUGAGUUUGUCUCGUGGGGUAAAGCUGUCCCUGCCUCCGGGGAAGAUGAGGUUCUGAGACUGGCAUGUCAGGUCGGGGACUUGGACAGGAGUCAGUGUCUGGCUUUUUCCUCUGAGCCGAGCUGCCUGGAGAGGGUCUUGCUGUCACUGGCUGGCCCCUAGGGGAACAGACGAGUGACCCCAGAAAAGCACGAAUCCCGGGGCUGGCUCUGCACUAAGAGAUAGUUGCACUAAGUAAAUCUUGUUCCCAAAGAACUACCCCGUUUUCAGCUGAGCCCUGGGGACUGUUCCCAAGCCAGUGAAAUGUGAAGGAAAGUGGAGUCCUUCGGGGCGGUGUUCCUCAGCCUCAGAGGAGCUCUACACUGCUCCCUGCUUUGGCCAAGGGGCUUGGGAGAAAACUUGGCACUUUUUCUUGUGGAUCUUGCCACAUUUCUGAUUAGAGAUGUACACUAACGUUUCCCCCGAGCUCUUGGCCUUUGCAUUUAUUUAUACAGUGCCUUGCUCGGUGCCCACCACCCCCUCAAGCCCCAGCAGCCCUCAGCAGGCCCAGGGAGGGAAGUGUGAGUGCCUUGGUAUGACUUAAAAUUGGAAAUGUCAUCUAACCAUUAAGUCAUGUGUGAACACAUAAGGAUAUGUGUAAAUAUGUACAUUUGUCUUUUUAUAAAAAGUAAAUUGUUCAUUGGGGUGUGGCCUUUU